This is a messenger RNA of Ctenopharyngodon idella (grass carp), 1584 nucleotides long. RefSeq lists its product as uncharacterized. Lineage: Eukaryota; Metazoa; Chordata; Actinopteri; Cypriniformes; Xenocyprididae. The record is from RefSeq and is a predicted model, not a curated record. The coding region runs from base 399 to 1145 and encodes 248 amino acids. Gene Ontology annotation, biological process: response to bacterium. The transcript has 7 exons.
UUGGUCAGAUGACCCAGUCUGUGUGAUUACCAUAACUGAAUUUCAGCUCCGGUGGCUUCCUAAAUCCUCAGCGAUCGUGCACACUGUAAAGACAGUAAGGCGUCAGUUUUACCAUAUUAGUUCAAGCUCGAGUCCGGUGAUGAACUAGUUAUUCAACCGGAAUCUCCAUCCAAAAACGACUUGAGCAGACCAUUUCAGUGACUACGCAGAGAAUGUAGAGACAAAGGCAUUGAUCAUCACCUCAUAUCUUCAGAAACACUUUUGCUUCAAUUUGGGUGUGGGGUGAGAGACACCAGGGUGAUUUCAACCAAUCUUAUUCAAGUCUUGGUUUGAAAGUGACCAAUCACAUCACAUGCAAGUCUUCUAAAGAGCAUUUUCACACAUCCAUUGCUUCAAACAUGAUCAUUUGGGCCAUUUUGAUCUUUUGGGCUCCUGGAGUCCGACCUAAUCACAAUGGUGAAAAUGUCUCGUUACAAACAUUCCAGCUGGGAGAUGAUGUUACAAUCAAAUGCUUCUCGAUAAAAAGUUUUGGCAACACAAUGGUUUGGUAUAAACAGAGCAUUGGGAAGAUCCCUCGGCCUAUCGCAAUAUCGUAUAAUUAUUUGAAAAAUAUUGAAUUUGAGGAUAAAUUUAAAAAUGGGAGAUUCAAUAUUUCAGCAAGUGAAGGAUCUUUUCACCUGAACAUCACAGCUAUGACCAAAGAGGACAUCGGAAUAUACUAUUGUGGAACAGUCUUCUUGAAUCAAAUAAAAUUUAUCUCUGGAGCAUAUCUGAUGCUAAAAGGAAGUGAAUCUAAAGACUUCAAUAUGGCAUGUGGGGAGAGACCAGUUGUGAAUGGAACCACUUUUAAAAAUACUGACAACAAUAAUCAAAAAGCAUGGGAUCCUGUGCUACUUUGUUUGAUAUCCUCCAAUGUUGUUUUUGUGAUAGUGAUUAUCACACUCCUUGUUGAUCACUGCAAACGCUGGGGAAAAAGGCAUAAAGGAUCUACAAAUCUAACAUCUCCAUCAUGUGAGAUUAGAGAUUCAGAUGUGAAUUAUGCAGCUGUGAGUUUUGCCUCUGCUCCUCCAGCCAGAAGAUCAAACAACAGACAUCUGGCUGAAUACAGUGAAGUGAACUACAAGUCGACAGAUCAUAUGAUUUAACAGAAUAUCUCCACAAAAUUAUUUGCCUUUCUGUAAACAUUUAUUAUUGUACUGAUAAAUAUAUUUCAAAAGCAUCAGUUACUGUAAAUAUAUAAACAGAGUUCAUCUUCUAUUCACAAAAAAUACACUGUUAUUGAUCAAAGAAAUUAAAGAUAAUAAAAACAAGAAUCUGUUUGUAUGAAAAUGACAUGCAUACUAUAGUAAUAAUAACUGCAUGACAAUAAUAAAAUUGAAACAUGCAUCAGAAUGCCUUAAAUAUUAAUCUCUAUCCUGUUGAGUCUUGUCAUAUUCCUCAUUGCUGGAAACACUUGCAUAGUCUGAUGAAUGAUGCCUCUGAUACCAGUCGUGCACUUUAGCCAAAGACAUCUGUAUGUCCUUGCCAUCGACGCAUGAGGACAUGUCUGUUAUAAAGAAAUAAAACAAAGCUUUGGUCUUCUGA